AUGGCGUCCGACGGAGCUUCUGCCACGGCCGCCCGCUGUCUGCUGCUGCUGCUGCUCCUGGGCUUCGCAUCAGCUUCUCCGUUCCUGCUCAAAGAGGGCGACUCCUGCCGGGACGGCCCGUCGGCGGGCAGGUGCCUGCGCGUGCGCCACUGCGGGCCGGCGCUGCAGGCCAUCCGGCGGGGGCGGCCGCCGCCCCCGCGCUGCGGCUUUGCCGGCCUCGAGGAGGUCGUCUGCUGCGCCGACGUCGCAGGCCGCGAGGGCGACGCCGCCGACCUCGCCGGCGACGGCGGCCGCCGCGACGCCGACGCCGGCGCCAGCAACGACAUCGCGGCGGACGACGGCGCCGGCGCGGCCGCCACCGACCGGCCCAGCACAGCAGCCUGUGGUAUCUACAAAAACCAGUGGAGCGGCCCAGACGACUACAUCUUGGGCGGAAAAAUGGCCGGUGUUGGAGAGUUUCCACACAUGGCGGCGCUGGGCUACAACCUACCGGAUACGGAGGGCCUCAGCUGGCUGUGCGGAGGGACCCUCAUCAGCGACCAGUUCGUCCUCACCGCGGCCCACUGCUGCGCCAACAGGAUCACGGGCAGACCGGUGAGCGUGCGGCUCGGGACGCUGAGUCCCAGCUCGGGGGCGGCCGGCGACUCCGACUACGGCGUCUCGCGGCUCAUCCUGCACCCCGGCUACAGCAGGCGCCAGCGCUACCACGACAUUGCGCUGCUGGAGCUGGACAGGAGGGUGGACCUGGGCGGCGCCGUCUUCCCCGCCUGCCUGGACACGAGCCCCGCACACGGCGCCGACUUCCUCGCCACAGGCUGGGGGGCCACGAACGCUGCCGGAACGCGAGCCAGCUCGGUGCUUAUGAAGACUACAAUAUCUCCAUUCCCACUAUCAGACUGCCAAAACGCUUACAAGGAUAGAUUCCCAAGAGGACUGAAUUCGUCGGUAAUUUGUGCCGGAGAUCCGCAAGGAAAAACGGAUACCUGCGUUGGCGACUCCGGCGGUCCUCUGGUGAGGGGAAACAAAGCCCCCUACACUGUGGUCGGAAUCACCAGCUUAGGGCCAAAGCCGUGUGGCGGCUCAGUGCCCAGUAUCUACACGCGCGUCUCCAGCUACGUGGGGUGGCUGGAAAAACUCGUCUGGCCCUAAAGGCGAACGGCUGACAGCACAGCUAUCUCAGGGAUACUUAACAACUAUCUUUAUGGCAAUUAGCACACAACUGUAACCAAAAACGUACUGUGAUUAAUGUGAGUCUCGUAGUGGACGCAUCACUGAUCAAUGAACAGCAUGCGACAAAUGAA
Molecule: messenger RNA, 1301 nt
Organism: Schistocerca americana (American grasshopper)
Lineage: Eukaryota; Metazoa; Arthropoda; Insecta; Orthoptera; Acrididae
Product: CLIP domain-containing serine protease 14D-like
Exons: 7
Coding region: 1-1149 (382 amino acids)
Biological process (GO): proteolysis
Molecular function (GO): serine-type endopeptidase activity
Source: RefSeq, a predicted model, not a curated record